This is a messenger RNA of Sparassis crispa, 846 nucleotides long. RefSeq lists its product with no specific name. Lineage: Eukaryota; Fungi; Basidiomycota; Agaricomycetes; Polyporales; Sparassidaceae. The coding region runs from base 1 to 846 and encodes 281 amino acids. The record is from RefSeq and is a predicted model, not a curated record. The transcript has 4 exons.
AUGACUACUGAUUCCCGCAUUGCCACUGUCAAGAAACUUCUAGAGGACCCCGAUCUUGACUACGCGGACCUCGACGUCCGCCGGGACGUGUAUGACUCGAUCACAUAUGAUAUAGUGCCUAAAGCGCCACGCGAUGCUUGUCCCCCACUGCGUGUUUUGAUCUACGCAAUUCGGAAUAUCAUGGAACCCUCUUUCGUAGAGUCUCAGACCAUGGAUCUCAUCAACCUUCUGGCCCACGUUAACGUUAUUCGAACAUUUGCCGUCGACAAAGCUCAAAUUGUUCUCCAGUGGAACAGAGUCUACACACACACUGUAACAUCGGAAGUUCGUACUUUGUCACUUAACGAUUGCGACCUUCUGCAUUCCCUCAUCGUCGAACAUGAGGAGGUGGGUAGAAUCUACGGCAAAAUCAUGAAUGCCUGUUUUCGACACGAUAUCUACUAUUUACUUCUCUCUGGCGAUGCCAGUCAGACUAAGUCUCGUUUGAACUUGUACUUCCCUGGCCAAUUUCCUCAGUUCGCAAGCAGGACGCCACCCGACGAUGCGGCGAUUCAACACCUCCAUCAACAUGAUCUCGCUUCUGAAGAUCACCAAGUGACGCGAAUGACCGGCAUGCAUUGUGCCAAGCUUGUCAAUGAUGCCACUCGCUUCAUGCGAGACCCCAAGAAAUUCUGUGCAGAGUUAGGGGUACCGCUCGGUUCUUUCAGCGCGAUGUUCCCACCCCCGGACGAGUCGGUCCUUAUCGAUUCAGUGCGAUGGUAUCUCCAGAGGGUGGAUCAGCUGGUCUCGGCAUUAACACAACUGUUUCCCGGACAAUACGUGGACAAUUUUGACCAGCAGACAUAG